Oryza sativa Japonica Group (Japanese rice) is the source of this 3153-nucleotide messenger RNA. RefSeq lists its product as uncharacterized. The record is from RefSeq and is a predicted model, not a curated record. Lineage: Eukaryota; Viridiplantae; Streptophyta; Magnoliopsida; Poales; Poaceae. Gene Ontology annotation, biological process: regulation of defense response to fungus.
CACCCCCACUCGUCUUCUUCCUCUCGCCGCCGCAGCGCGCGGCCGCCACUCCAUCCACCACAAUGGCGAACCCCACGUCCCACCGCCUCCUCCUCGCCGCGUAGCCCUAUCGGCGAGCCGCUGCCGGUGGCUUCUCCGCAUCCCCGCGCCGUAGAGUCUCCGCCGCCGCCGUGUGCUCCGCAACAUUGGGGUCGAGGGUUUUCGAUUCGGCGAAGGGGGGGGGGGGGGGGGGAAAGCUCGUCCCGUGGGAGGCGCCAUGGGGAGCGAGGCGAAGGAGAUGAAGUACAGGAGAAGGGCUAGGGUUCCAGAGCCCUUCGAUUACGGGCAAUGCGGCGGCGACCGGAGUGGCGUGCUGGAUUGGGGCGCGCUCAAGGAGAACCCCGUGGAGCUGCUCCGGAAGCUCGACGAGCUGCGGGACCACAUCACCAGGUCCUGCGAGAUCACCGACCAGCCGCGGGAGCGCCACCGCAUGAGCCGCCGCACGGCCUCGCUGCGCCCCUCGCACGCCGAGCCGCCGCCGCUAGGCCGUGGGCCGGAGCACUACCGCUCACGCUACACGGGAAGGUACGGGUCUGGCUUUCCGCACAGUCCGAAUGACCAGCUGCAUCGGUCUAUGCAUAGAGAUAGGUAUGAGAGGCAGCCGAGUGGGCGGUUCCGGCAAUGGCCGGAGAGGCAGUGGGAGAAUUCUGGGUAUCUUGGGGGGAAUCACCAUCAGAGCACCUGCCAGUGUGCACAGUGCCUUCAUGGCCAGAGAGCUGUGAUGCAGGAGGAGCACAUUCCCAUGACGAGGUACUUUGCAGGCCAGCAGGGGUCUCACCUGUUCGAUAGGUCCCCAUCAGUCUCAUCGGAGCUUGACCGGAGGUCUGUCGCUUCGUCAUUGUACUCUCAUUUCUCGGUGUCGAAGAGGAGGACAGAGUUUUUCAGGAAGAAGGCAGAGAGUUUCUGUCGUCCUGUGAGAGGCGCCGCUCCUUUCGUUGUAUGCAGUUCUUGUAACCAGCUGCUGCAGCUGCCUCCUGGGAAAUGCACAGCUCGGAAGCAGAUUCAAGUUCGGUGUGGUUCGUGCUCGGAGAUCGUUAGUUUCAAGCUUAAGGAAGUGAAAAUUCAUCCUUUGGUUGCGCCGACAUCUUUCCCUGCAUCAAAAACAGUGGGGAGUUCCAGUCGUCAGGUUAACAAAAGUUUUGGGUGGUACCAACAUCAGGAUGAAGGAAAUUCUAGUUUCCAUAAGCUGCAAGCACAAGAGAGAUGGCAGCAGAACAAGGAUCUUGCAGACAAUAUUUCUGUGUCUUCUACUUCUAGUUAUGACAGAAUAGACAAAGAGUGUGGAUCAAACAGGAGCAGUCAGUUACUAUCAGUAUCUGUUAGAAGGUCCAGACUUGCAAAUAUCCCAAAGGAUAUACUAUGUCAAGGAGAUGCAUACAGUCAAGUAGAAACUUCAGCAUUUAAUACAGGCAAUCUACAGGCCCCAGUUAUAGAGGACAAAUGUGUCGAUCCAUUUUCCAGUCGUCUAAAAGAUUGUAGUGGUGGAGAUCGCACAAGCAAGGAAUGUAGCCUAAAUAUCAUGGCAGAUUCUGUUGAUGCUAAUGUUAGGGAUGAAAGAUCGGACGUGACAUAUGAGCAGAACAGCAAAGAUCAUAAAGAAGGAUUUGGAGAAGAAACUGUCAGCAGUAGACAUGAGCAAAAGCUCAAAGAAAGUACAAGUGGCUUUUGUGAUGAUGGAAGCAUGGGUAACAUAGACAAGCUGACGGCUGAUAAUGAUGAUACCAGCAGCCUUGAAGAUGGAGACGUGAGCAAAAAGUAUGAAGAAAAAAUCAAACAAGAUGACAACAACUUUCAAUCAGAAUUCAUUACUGAGCGAUAUAGCAAAUGCAGCAAAGAAGAUAAUAACAGUGUCAUUCAAGUUGAAACUAUAGCUACGAUAUGCAAACAAGAUGACUUAGAUGAUUGUUAUAGUGAAUUGCUCUCCCCAAAUUCUGAACAUGCCAUAAUGCCAUCGAAGCUUGAGUCAUCAGUUAAUGAGCGCACAAAUUCUAGUUCUCGUGUUUCUUCUGAGGCUGAACUAGACGAAGUUCAGUCUGCAGCUACUAAGAACGGGGAUUCAAAGUUUUUUGCUGGUUUUUUGAAGAAAGGUUUGAAGGACAUUUCUUUGUUCAAUCAAUCAGUGGACAGUGCUAAGGUUUCAAUCAAUGGCCAUUCAAUCUCCGAACGUGUCCUACGGAAGGCCGAGAAGAAGUCUGGUCCAGUUGGCCCUGGUUCAUAUUGGUAUGACUACCGCGCUGGAUUUUGGGGUGUCAUGGGACAUGAGUGUAGUGGCAUCAUCCCUCCAUUUAUAAAGGAAUUUAAUUAUCCAAUGCCGAAAAAUUGUGCCGGUGGGAACACAGGAGUUAUUGUCAAUGGUAGAGAACUUCAUCAGAAAGACUUUGAAUUGCUUGCAGGAAGAGGUCUCCCACGGAUAUCUGGAAAAUCAUAUUCUGUUGAGAUCAAUGGAAAUGUGAUUGAUGAAACAACUGGCAAAAAAUUACGAAAGCUUGGAAAGCUUGCUCCUACAGUUGAGAAGUUAAAACGUGGAUUUGGCAUGCACGUCCCUGAAGAGAAAAGUUAGCUCUCUGGCUCUGAUGAUGUUCCCUUGCUUUGCAAAAACUCAUUUCCACGUAAAAGCUGUCAAGGGAGUUAAAUUGGAUUGUGGCAUGGAAGAAGCCUUUAGAUUGUACUUCUUGAAGCUUGAGUGUGCAGCAACAGUAAUACACGAGUACCUAAGACGACCUGUUUUUUAUAUAUAUUUACCACUUACUCAUUCAAAGUUGACAAAUUGUCGUACAAAUUCCAUUACUUCAUUUGAAGCAUUCUUUAGGUAUAUAUGACCUAAGCAUGCGAACAGCUCUAAGUUCCUCAUGUGUCUGGGUAUGUUGUUUCCUGUCCCCUGCAUAUGUUGUUGAUACAGAGCAAUAGAGUAUAGACAAUAUUCUGGGUGUGUAUCGUUGUGGGCUUGUAAUAUGUCUGCUAUACCAGUGCCUUUUUACAUUAUAUUACACAUGUAUGUAAAGUUGUAAAUAUUUAAUCUUAACCACCUUUUGCUAGGUGGCAGAUGUGAAUGUUUGAUGAUUUGGGCUUGAGGUUUCAUUUACAAAGGUAUUACAUUUGUUUUUUAUACUGAAA